Molecule: messenger RNA, 600 nt
Organism: Cantharellus anzutake
Lineage: Eukaryota; Fungi; Basidiomycota; Agaricomycetes; Cantharellales; Hydnaceae
Exons: 4
Coding region: 1-600 (199 amino acids)
Source: RefSeq, a predicted model, not a curated record
AUGGCUGGGCUCCGGGACGGAGGGAAUUCGGUAGGGUUUAUAUUUUUUAGGAAGGCCACUGAGCCUCCAGACUCAAAGUCGAAGACGUUGGGAGUGGGCGCAAAGGAGGGUUUGAGAAUUUGGGGGGUAGAGAGGGGGGGCCUCAUCGCUUUUGGGGGGAGGAAGCGGGGGGGGCCUUUAAAGGGCCUUGGAGUCUUGCGGCAUGGGGUCAUGGUUUUUACUGCUUCCACGGUAAUUCUUCCCAAAAAGGGGGCUGGGUUGAGAGGUGUCAGUAUUGUCGGAGUCAGAGUCAUGGGUGUUCUCAUCAUCCCGGAUGUAAUGGGUUUCGUGCCCGGAUGUUGUGGCCAUGCUAGGGUAGAGAUUUGGCAGUGGUGUUUCUGUCUUGAGAUGGUGGACAGAUUGGCUGUGCAAUUAGGAGAGACAUGGGUUUUCACAGCGGGAUGGCAGGUGGUAAUGGUUUUUACGAUGAACUAUUUGCACAUUGUCGUGACCGCCCUUAAGAUCCCAUCCACUGUGGCAGAAGGGGAUGUCUCUUGGCUCAGCUCCCGCAGAGAAGCUACAACCAGGGCUGCAACCUCCACAUUUACUUGGGGAAGCUAG